Messenger RNA from Aureococcus anophagefferens, 1002 nucleotides. RefSeq lists its product as hypothetical. The transcript has a single exon. The record is from RefSeq and is a predicted model, not a curated record. Bases 1 to 1002 code for a protein of 333 amino acids. Lineage: Eukaryota; Pelagophyceae; Pelagomonadales; Pelagomonadaceae. Gene Ontology annotation, biological process: branched-chain amino acid catabolic process. Gene Ontology annotation, molecular function: oxidoreductase activity, acting on the aldehyde or oxo group of donors, disulfide as acceptor.
AUGUACGAGACCAUGGUGACGCUCCAGGCGCUGGACGACGUCUUCUACCACGCGCAGCGCCAGGGGCGCAUGUCCUUCUACAUGCAGGCCGCCGGCGAGGAGGCCGCGACGGUCUGCAGCGCCGCGGGCUUGGAGCCCGACGACGAGGUCUUCGGCCAGUACCGCGAGCAGGGGUGCCUGCUCUGGCGGGGCUUCGGCCUCCAGGCCAUGGCGGACCAGUGCAUCGGCAACGUCGACUCGUUGGACAAGGGGCGCGUCAUGCCCAUCCACUACGGGUCCAAGGCGCUCCGGUUCCAGACGAUCUCGAGCCCGCUCGCGACGCAGAUCCCGCACGCGACGGGCGCCGCGCUCGCCGUCAAGCUCGCGAAGGAGGACCGCGUCGUCGCCUGCUACUUCGGCGAGGGCGCGGCGUCCGAGGGCGACGCGCACCCGGCGCUCAACUUCGCGGCGACGCUGCGCGUGCCCGCGCUGUUCAUCGUGCGGAACAACGGCUACGCGAUCUCGACGCCGUCCGACGAGCAGUUCGCCGGCGACGGCAUCGCGCCGCGGGCUCUAGCGCUGGGCAUGGACGCCAUCCGCGUCGACGGCAACGACGCGCUCGCGACCGUCGCCGCGGUCCGCGACGCGCGCGCGCGCGUCCGCGCGACGGGCGCGCCCGCGCUCGUGGAGCUCAUGACCUACCGCCUGAGCCACCACUCGACGUCCGACGACGCGUCCAAGUACCGCGGCGCCGACGAGCUCAAGGCGCUGAGCGUCCGCGCGCGCCACCCCGUCGACCGGCUCCGCGCGUACAUGGCGGAGCGGGGCCACUGGGACGACGACGACGAGGCGUCGGCCCGCGCGGACACGCGCGCCGAGGUCCGCGCGGCGCUCGACGCCGCCGAGGCCAAGGACAAGCCCCACGUCGACACGCUCUUCGACGACGUCUACGACGAGCUCACGCCCGAGCUCGAGAAGCAGAAGGCCGCGCUCAACGCGUGGAUGGCCGCCAAGGGGGAGUGA